Molecule: messenger RNA, 3239 nt
Organism: Salvelinus sp. IW2-2015
Lineage: Eukaryota; Metazoa; Chordata; Actinopteri; Salmoniformes; Salmonidae
Source: RefSeq, a predicted model, not a curated record
AUCUCAGCCAAGAGUCAAGAGGCUCACCUGCGCUCUGUUGGAGCUGAGCUUGGAUUUACUGGUGUGAGAUAUGAUAAGAAUGUUCUCUGAAUGAGCCAGCCUCCAGAGGAGUGUCUAUAUGCUGGGAAGCACCAGGUUUACCACCAGGAUCUCUGGGAACACCAAGGACAUACAGCCUCUUUUCACAGGCAGGCAGGUGGGCAGGCGGCUGGAGUUUUAUCAAUGGGCUUGUAAUUGAAUUCUGAUUUGAUUCCAUCAGUUUUUCAUCAACAGUCGGGAGCCACACGGGUGACAUGAGUUUUGGUGUAUGAGAUUGGACUCUCAUUCCGUUUGUGGAGUAAGAAAAUAAUCCUAUAGAGAAUAUCAUGAUCCAGAUUACAUUAAUACCUUACCUUAUCAUGGUUCUACCUUUAUUCAAUGAGCCACGUCAGAGCUCUCAGACAGGUUGUCCACUAAAACCAUGGGACUGAGACAGAGGUGAACAAGUGCUACAAAGUGUACUCUGUGGAGCUGUAACUUACUGUGGUUUAUCAUACUUUAGUGGAAUACUUUCUGUUUUAAGGAUUAGGAUGAUGGUUUAACCAGGACAAAGGACACAAUGUGGAGUGUGAUAUCCAGUAAUACUGUAUCAUUUUUAUGUGGCAUUGAAAGUUAUUUUGUUUAGUGCUUCGUGUACUGGAAAUAUUGACACAUUUUUAGGCAUAGGCAAAGUCACAAACACUUUUUUGUAGUCAAGGAUGUACCUACCAAAGGGAUACAUUUUCAUGUCAGUAAUUAGCUAAGCAUUUUUAUGGAAGAUGCCAGAUUGGCUCAAUCAAUUGAACGUGGUGAUCAAUAUUCAAAGGGUCUACAUAUCCAACUCUACCUCUACCCUUGCCUGACAUUGACACUCACAGUAACGACAGUGGGUGUACAGUAUAUCACGGCGGGCUGGUUCCACCACUAUAUCUCCAGUGUAAGAGUAGCCGGGCCCCUCCUGCUCUGUGGGAGCUGCCCUCCCCCAGCCUGGACCCUGUCUCCUCUACCCUGUUGGUGCUCCUGCACUCGGCUGUGCUGGCCGAGGAUGAUGUGGCAAUGCCAUGUCUCGUCCUCGGAGUGCCGCUGCUACCGGCUGAAGGGCUUUUCCCUGCUGAAGCGCUUCCCUCUCUCGGCAGAUGGGGCCUGCAGCAAAGCCCUGGACCAGCCCGUGGGUGAGUGGCUGGAGCAUGUGGGGCUGCCACAGUACGAGAGCAAGCUGCUGCUUAAUGGCUUCGACGACCUACGCUACAUGGGCAGUAACGUGAUGGAGGACACAGACCUUAGAGAUAUGGGAAUCACUGACCCUGGCCACAGAAAGAAGAUCAUCCGUGCAGCACGCAGCUUGCCCAAGGUGAAAGCCCUGGGCUGUGAUGGCAGCACCUCUCUGUCCACCUGGUUGGAUGUGCUAGGCCUCCAGGAGUACCUGCCUAACUUCCUGUCCAGUGGCUACCGUACCUUGGACUGUGUGAAGAAUCUAUGGGAGCUGGAGAUUGUCAAUCUGUUGAAAAUCAGCCCUCUGGGCCACAGGAAGAGAAUCAUAGCGUCUCUGGCAGAGCGGCCCUAUGAGGAGGCCCCGACCAAAUCACAGAUCUCUCACCGUCUCUCACAGAUCAGGUUUCAGGACCUGUUGUCCCAGACAGGGACCUCUCCUCUGAGUCAGAUGGACCCUUCCACCAGUCGCUCCAUGGACAUGCUCCUGCCCUUGGGAGAGGCAGGCAGGAGGAGGAGAGCCAUGGACCAGGACUGUAGCGUGUCCCUGCGCUCCUACAGCGAGAGACCCCGCUCCCACGACAGACAGAGUGACCGACACAGGGAACCCCGUUUGACCCUCCGGCCGCCGAGCCAGUCUGCCACGUACACCACGGUCUCUGCUUGGCAUCACCAGCCUGAGAAACUUAUCUUAGAGUCUUGCGGGUAUGAGGCCAGUUAUAUGGGAUCAAUGAUUAUCAGGGAUCUAAGGGGGAUUGAGUCCACUCAAGAAGCCUGUGCUAAAAUUAGGAAGUCAAAGGACCAUUCAAAAAAGGGUCCUGUUGUCAUCCUCUCCAUCACUUAUAAAGGGGUCAAGUUCAUUGAUGCCGCCACCAAGACAAUAGUAGCCGAGCAUGAGAUCAGGAACAUCUCCUGUGCGGCCCAGGACCCUGAUGACCUCUGCACCUUCGCCUACAUCACCAAGGACAGUAAGAGUGGCCACCACUUCUGCCAUGUCUUCAGCACUGUGGAAGUGACUCAGACCUAUGAGAUCAUCCUGACACUGGGACAGGCAUUUGAGGUGGCCUAUCAGCUGGCUCUCCAGACCAAGGCCAGGCAGUAUGUCCCAGUCCCCCCACCGUCUCUGGGGUCAGAGGUCAUUGAGACCAAAUCCAGCCGGCCCACGUCACAACAAUGGAGCAGCAUGAGGAGAUCAACAGGUGCCCCUCUGCUAGAAUGCCGCUGCUGUUACUGUCACACGUGUACUACCCACCGCCCCUCCUUCCUCCCGUUGCACUCUGUUAGCCCUGGAGUCCAGAUUGACCCUCUGGAGAUGGACGCAGACAUGCAAUCCCUGGGCAGCGCCACCUGGCUCUUCAACCAGAGAGACUCCAACAAGCGCCCUGUCAGCACCAACUCACUCCAGCGUUCAAGUUUCCGGACACCAAGCUGUGAGUUGAAGUGGAGCAGCCAAUGUGAGUGUCUGCGUGUGUGUAGACUAGAGCCAGAGAGACUAACAGAGACACAUACAGCAGGUCUAUGAGUGACUGUUUGAUAAGGUCUGCUGCCUUCUACAACCUCGCCUGAAUACAAAGUAACAUAUAAAGGAUAACCUUACACUAGCUGUCUGUCUCAACUGGGCAUGGCAGGGCCUGUCUCUCACUCCUAUCUCGAGAAAGUUCAGUCUGAAAUCUCCUCCCUGGCCUCACACUGACUGUCUUUACCUCCACUCCUUACUUCAAGUAGGUACUGUAAUCUACAGAAUAUAGACAAUUAAUGCUGGGCCAGUAAUGACAAUUUUAUUGAUUUUGGUCUAUUUGAGAAAAUCAUGUUGUUACUGUAAGGAUCUAGGAGAGUCAACGAGAGUACAUUCAUCAAAUGUAGCACUUCUGUACCAGCAUAAUAAUGCUAUGCCCAUGUAUUUGUGGACAGAGUAUAGUUUGUCAAUGAUUAUGUGAUGUUUAUUUAUUCCAAUUAAAAGCAAAAUAUACCUGAAAUUAAAUAGUACAAUGGAAAAUGUUAUUCUUAAGGUA